Closterium sp. NIES-65 is the source of this 3705-nucleotide messenger RNA. Lineage: Eukaryota; Viridiplantae; Streptophyta; Zygnematophyceae; Desmidiales; Closteriaceae. The record is from the annotation of a GenBank genome assembly.
AUGGACGUGGACGUGGACGUGGACGUGGACGUGGACGUGGACGUGGACGUGGACAUGGACGUGGACGUGGACGUGGACGUGGACGUGGACGUGGACGUGGACGUGGACGUGGACGUGGACGUGGACGUGGACGUGGACGUGGACGUGGACGUGGACGUGGACAUGGACGUGGACGUGGACGUGGACGUGGACGUGGACGUGGACAUGGACGUGGACGUGGACGUGGACGUGACGUGGACGUGGACGUGGACGUGGACGUGGACGUGGACGUGGACGUGGACGUGGACGUGGACGUGGACGUGGACUGGACGUGGACGUGGACAUGGACGUGGACGUGGACGUGGACGUGGACGUGGACGUGGACGUGGACAUGGACGUGGACGUGGACGUGGACGUGGACGUGGACGUGGACGUGGACGUGGACGUGGACGUGGACGUGGACGUGGACGUGGACGUGGACGUGGACGUGGACGUGGACGUGGACGUGGACGUGGACGUGGACAUGGACGUGGACGUGGACGUGGACAUGGACGUGGACGUGGACGUGGACGUGGACGUGGACGUGGACGUGGACGUGGACGUGGACGUGGACGUGGACGUGGACAUGGACGUGGACGUGGACGUGGACGUGGACAUGGACGUGGACGUGGACGUGGACGUGGACGUGGACGUGGACGUGGACGUGGACGUGGACGUGGACGUGGACGUGGACGUGGACGUGGACGUGGACAUGGACGUGGACGUGGACAUGGACGUGGACGUGGACGUGGACGUGGACAUGGACGUGGACGUGGACGUGGACGUGGACGUGGACGUGGACGUGGACGUGGACAUGGACGUGGACGUGGACGUGGACAUGGACGUGGACAUGGACGUGGACGUGGACGUGGACGUGGACGUGGACGUGGACGUGGACGUGGACGUGGACGUGGACGUGACAUGGACGUGGACGUGGACGUGGACGUGGGGUUGACGUGGACGUGGACAUGGACGUGGACGUGGACGUGGACGUGGACAUGGACGUGGACGUGGACAUGGACGUGGACGUGGACGUGGACGUGGACGUGGACGUGGACGUGGACGUGGACGUGGACGUGGACGUGGACGUGGACGUGGACGUGGACGUGGACAUGGACGUGGACAUGGACGUGGACGUGGACGUGGACAUGGACGUGGACGUGGACGUGGACGUGGACGUGGACGUGGACGUGGACGUGGACAUGGACGUGGACGUGGACGUGGACGUGGACAUGGACGUGGACGUGGACGUGGACGUGGACAUGGACGUGGACGUGGACGUGGACGUGGACAUGGACGUGGACGUGGACGUGGACGUGGACGUGGACGUGGACGUGGACGUGGACGUGGACGUGGACGUGGACGUGGACGUGGACGUGGACGUGGACGUGGACGUGGACGUGGACGUGGACGUGGACGUGGACGUGGACAUGGACGUGGACGUGGACGUGGACGUGGACGUGGACGUGGACGUGGACGUGGACGUGGACGUGGACGUGGACGUGGACGUGGACGUGGACGUGGACGUGGACGUGGACGUGGACAUGGACGUGGACGUGGACGUGGACGUGGACGUGGACAUGGACGUGGACGUGGACGUGGACGUGGACGUGGACGUGGACGUGGACGUGGAUGGACGUGGACGUGGACGUGGACGUGGACGUGGACAUGGACGUGGACGUGGACGUGGACAUGGACGUGGACGUGGACGUGGACGUGGACGUGGACAUGGACGUGGACGUGGACGUGGACGUGGACGUGGACGUGGACGUGGACGUGGACGUGGACGUGGACGUGGACGUGGACGUGGACGUGGACGUGGACGUGGACGUGGACGUGGACGUGGACGUGGACGUGGACGUGGACGUGGACGUGGACGUGGACGUGGACGUGGACGUGGACAUGGACGUGGACGUGGACGUGGACGUGGACGUGGACGUGGACGUGGACGUGGACAUGGACGUGGACGUGGACGUGGACGUGGACGUGGACGUGGACGUGGACGUGGACGUGGACUGGACGUGGACGGGGGGACGUGGACGUGGUGGACGUGGCGUGGACGUGGACGUGGACGUGGACGUGGACGUGGACGUGGACGUGGACGUGGACAUGGACGUGGACGUGGACGUGGACGUGGACGUGGACGUGGACGUGGACGUGGACGUGGACGUGGACGUGGACAUGGACGUGGACGUGGACGUGGACGUGGACGUGGACAUGGACGUGGACGUGGACGUGGACGUGGACGUGGACGUGGACGUGGACGUGGACGUGGACGUGGACGUGGACAUGGACGUGGACGUGGACGUGGACGUGGUGGUGGACGUGGACGUGGACGUGGACGUGGACGUGGACGACGUGGACAUGGACGUGGACGUGGACGUGGACGUGGACGUGGACGUGGACGUGGACGUGGACGUGGACGUGGACGUGGACGUGGACGUGGACGUGGACGUGGACGUGGACAUGGACGUGGACGUGGACGUGGACAUGGACGUGGACGUGGACGUGGACGUGGACGUGGACGUGGACAUGGACGUGGACGUGGACAUGGACGUGGACGUGGACGUGGACGUGGACGUGGACGUGGACGUGGACGUGGACGUGGACAUGGACGUGGACGUGGACGUGGACGUGGACAUGGACGUGGACGUGGACGUGGACAUGGACGUGGACGUGGACGUGGACGUGGACGUGGACGUGGACGUGGACGUGGACGUGGACGUGGACGUGGACGUGGACGUGGACGUGGACGUGGACGUGGACGUGGACAUGGACGUGGACGUGGACGUGGACGUGGACGUGGACGUGGACGUGGACGUGGACGUGGACGUGGACGUGGACGUGGACGUGGACGUGGACGUGGACGUGGACGUGGACGUGGACGUGGACGUGGACGUGGACGUGGACGUGGACGUGGACGUGGACAUGGACGUGGACGUGGACGUGGACGUGGACGUGGACAUGGACGUGGACGUGGACGUGGACGUGGACGUGGACAUGGACGUGGACGUGGACGUGGACGUGGACGUGGACAUGGACGUGGACGUGGACGUGGACGUGGACGUGACGUGGACGUGGACAUGGACGUGGACGUGGACGUGGACGUGGACGUGGGUGGACGUGGACGUGGACGUGGACGUGGACGUGGACGUGGACGUGGACAUGGACGUGGACGUGGACGUGGACGUGGACGUGGACGUGGACGUGGACGUGGACAUGGACGUGGACGUGGACGGACGUGGACGUGGACGUGGACGUGGACAUGGACGUGGACGUGGACGUGGACGUGGACGUGACGUGGACGUGGACGUGGACAUGGACGUGGACGUGGACGUGGACGUGGACGUGGACGUGGACAUGGACGUGGACGUGGACGUGGACGUGGACGUGGACGUGGACGUGGACGUGGACGUGGACGUGGACGUGGACGUGGACGUGGACAUGGACGUGGACGUGGACGUGGACGUGGACGUGGACGUGGACGUGGACGUGGACGUGGACGUGGACGUGGACGUGGACGUGGACGUGGACGUGGACGUGGACGUGGACGUGGACGUGGACGUGGACGUGGACAUGGACGUGGACGUGGACGUGGACGUGGACGUGGACGUGGACGUGGACAUGGACGUGGACGUGGACGUGGACGUGGACUGGACGUGGACAUGGACGUGGACGUGGACGUGA